CCUCGUCGGAAAGGAAAGAACACAGCAAGAAUCAGCGCACACGGCGACACAUUUUGUACGCUCGCUGCUGCUCGUAGCGCGUACGAAGCCCACGCGUACACGUGCCAGAGCCCCCGCACGGGAGCGCGCCGGCGAGGAUGACGCGGCGGUGCUCGCACUGUAGCAACAAUGGCCACAACGCGCGCACCUGCCCCGCCCGCUUCGGCGGCGGCGGCAGCCCGGGCGGCGGGGUGAGGCUGUUCGGCGUGCGGCUCACGUCCGCGCCGUCGCCGGUGGCUAUGAAGAAGAGCGCCAGCAUGAGCUUCAUCGCGUCGUCGCUCGGGGGAGGGUCCGGGGGCUCGUCGCUGGCGGCGAGAGGAGGAGGUGGGGGCAGGGGAGGGGGAGACGGAGACGCAGGGUACGUGUCCGAUGAUCCCGCGCACGCCUCCUGCUCGACGAAUGGCCGCGCAGAGCGCAAGAAAGGUACACCUUGGACUGAAGAAGAACAUAUAAUGUUUCUGAUGGGUCUACAGAAGCUCGGUAAGGGAGAUUGGCGUGGGAUAUCCCGAAGCUUUGUUGUUUCCAGGACCUCAACUCAAGUGGCGAGCCAUGCUCAAAAGUACUUUAUCAGACAGACAAACUCAUCAAGGCGGAAGAGACGGUCAAGCUUGUUUGACAUGGUCGCUGAAAUGCCAAUGGACGAGUCCUCAAUUGCGGCGGAGCAGUUUACUCCAAAAAAUACUCAAGAUGAAGCAACAAGUUCAAAUGAAUUGCCAACCUUACAUCUUGGGCAACAGAAGGAAGCAGAGUUUGCUAAACACCUGCCAACUUUACAGCUAAGGCAGCAUGACAAAUCUGAAUUCGCGGAGCCUUCAUUGCCACUACCAGAUUUGAAGAUGAACCUCGAUAUAACAUUUAAGACCAUAACUGUUCCGUCAGGGCCUGCAUUCUACCCAGCACUAGUUCCUGUUCCACUAUCUCUUUGGCCUCCAAAUGUUGCUAACAUGGGGAAAGGCAGCACAACCCAUGAAAUCCUAAAACCCACUCCUGUGAAUGGUAAGGAGGUGGUUAAGGCGGAUGAUGUUAUCGGUAUGUCUAACCUCAGUAUUGGUGAGGCUAGCUCUGGCUCCAUCGAACCCACUGCUCUUUCCCUUCAGCUUAUUGGGCCAUCGGAUAUGAGGCAAUCAACUUUUCAUGUGAGUCCACCAAUGAAUAGACCUGAUCUAAGCAAGAGAAACAGCAGUCCAAUUCAUGCAGUCUGAGGAAGCAUGGAAUAGGCCCACUGAAUCAAGUCUUACAGACUAUAGUAAUGGUCCUAAUACCCCAGAAUGUGAGCAUGUACUUCUGUAACAACUUCUAAGUUAUUCUAUUUCCAGCUUAUGUUCCUUGUCAUCGACAAAUGUAGAGAUACAUAUGUUAAUGAAAGUAGCAUACCAUUGAUGUCAGAC
Phragmites australis (common reed) is the source of this 1427-nucleotide messenger RNA. Its product is annotated as transcription factor MYBS3-like. The record is from RefSeq and is a predicted model, not a curated record. Gene Ontology annotation, biological process: response to ethylene; response to gibberellin; response to auxin. Gene Ontology annotation, molecular function: zinc ion binding; DNA binding. The transcript is spliced from 3 exons. Bases 138 to 1241 code for a protein of 367 amino acids. NCBI's taxonomy places the organism in Eukaryota, Viridiplantae, Streptophyta, Magnoliopsida, Poales, Poaceae.